UUUUCUAAUUCUCUUCCAGCCCACUGCACGAUCUAGUGUCGAAUGGAUGAAACAGCUGAGCAGAACAGUUCUUUAGCUGUCGGCCUAAAUGACCAACUUCAUGACCUCUCAAGGUCUCGCUCCCCGGCUGCACGCAGCUCAGCUUCCAACAUUCGGGAAAGGCGUGCCCGGAUCGCGAGGGGCCGCUGGGACCGAGUCCCGGACGUCGCGACGCGCAGGGGGCUGCUGCGGCCGGCGGUCUCGGGACGGAGGCGCCCAAGCAACGUGGGUUUCGGGAACUGUGAAUAUUUCACUUUGCGUAGAGCCCCCUCGGGCAAUGCGACCCAGAACCGAGGGCUUCUUUCCCCCCGCCGGGGCCUCCCUCCCGUUCUCCACUCGGAACAAACAGCCUGCAGUUCCCGCAGCUGCAGCGCGGGCCGCGGAACAUGCGCCGGGAGCGGGGCCCGGGCGGGACUCCGGAGCUGGUACUGCUCCCCCCGCGCUCCGGCGCCGGGCCUCGCCGCGCGGCCUCCUUCCUCCCUUCCUCCCGCCCGGCUCGGCCGGAGGCGGCGGCGGAGGGGCGAGGCGCGGCCCCCCCUCGGCGGCACCUCCUCCCCGGGCAGGCGCGGGCGGAGCCGGGCCCGCCUCAGCCAGCCGCGGCGGGAGCAGCGCAGCGCGGCGCCGCGGGCAUCGAGCUCCGCAUUCGAACCUCCCUCGCAAAGACAGUCUCCGCCCCACAAUGCACCGCGGCGGGCAGCCUUUGAAAAAGCGGCGCGGCUCGUUCAAGAUGGCGGAGCUCGACCAGUUGCCUGACGAGAGCUCUUCAGCAAAAGCCCUUGUCAGUUUAAAAGAAGGAAGCUUAUCUAACACGUGGAAUGAAAAGUACAGUUCUUUACAGAAAACACCUGUUUGGAAAGGCAGGAAUACAAGCUCUGCUGUGGAAAUGCCUUUCAGAAAUUCAAAACGAAGUCGACUUUUUUCUGAUGAAGAUGAUAGGCAAAUAAAUACAAGGUCACCUAAAAGAAACCAGAGGGUUGCAAUGGUUCCACAGAAAUUUACAGCAACAAUGUCAACACCAGAUAAGAAAGCUUCACAGAAGAUUGGUUUUCGAUUACGUAAUCUGCUCAAGCUUCCUAAAGCACAUAAAUGGUGUAUAUACGAAUGGUUCUAUUCAAAUAUAGAUAAACCACUUUUUGAAGGUGAUAAUGACUUCUGUGUAUGUCUAAAGGAAUCUUUUCCUAAUUUGAAAACAAGAAAGUUAACAAGAGUAGAAUGGGGAAAAAUUCGGCGGCUUAUGGGAAAACCACGGAGAUGUUCUUCUGCAUUUUUUGAGGAAGAGAGAUCAGCAUUAAAACAGAAACGGCAGAAAAUAAGGCUCUUACAACAAAGGAAAGUUGCAGAUGUUUCACAAUUCAAAGAUCUCCCAGAUGAAAUUCCUUUGCCUCUGGUUAUUGGAACGAAAGUUACAGCACGAUUACGUGGUGUUCAUGAUGGUUUGUUCACUGGACAAAUAGAUGCUGUGGAUACUCUUAAUGCUACUUAUAGAGUAACUUUUGAUAGGACAGGGCUUGGAACCCAUACCAUCCCUGACUAUGAAGUUCUCAGUAAUGAACCUCAUGAGACAAUGCCAAUUGCUGCCUUUGGACAAAAACAGCGGCCUUCUCGAUUUUUUAUGACCCCACCACGGUUACAUUAUACUCCUCCUCUCCAGUCACCAAUUAUAGAUAAUGAUCCUUUAUUAGGACAGUCGCCGUGGAGAAGUAAAAUUUCUGGCUCUGACACUGAAACAUUAGGUGGUUUUCCAGUAGAAUUUCUUAUCCAAGUGACCAGAUUAUCAAAAAUUCUCAUGAUUAAAAAGGAACAUAUCAAGAAAUUAAGGGAAAUGAACACAGAAGCAGAAAAAUUGAAAUCAUAUUCCAUGCCCAUCAGCAUUGAAUUUCAGCGGAGAUAUGCAACAAUUGUUCUGGAGCUUGAACAGCUGAACAAGGACCUAAACAAAGUUUUGCAUAAAGUUCAACAGUAUUGCUAUGAGCUUGCUCCAGACCAGGGGCUCCAGCCUGCAGAUCAGCCAACAGAUAUGAGACGCAGGUGUGAGGAAGAAGCACAGGAAAUUGUUCGGCAUGCAAAUUCCUCAACAGGACAGCCCUGCGUUGAAAAUGAAAAUCUGACAGACUUAAUUUCCAGGCUUACAGCUAUUUUGUUACAAAUUAAGUGUCUAGCAGAAGGAGGAGACCUGAAUUCCUUUGAAUUCAAAUCACUUACAGACUCAUUAAAUGAUAUCAAGAGUACAAUAGACGCUUCUAAUAUCAGUUGCUUUCAGAAUAAUGUAGAAAUCCAUGUUGCACAUAUUCAGAGUGGCCUGAGCCAGAUGGGAAACUUACAUGCCUUUGCAGCAAAUAACACCAACAGAGACUGAGUAAAGAUUUCAUUAUUCCAACUGCACGGGACAUUGUUUUUGAGAAGUUCUUUUCCUUUAUAUAGGCUUCCAACACCAAAUAACCUAACUGCUGGAAAACAAGGGAAAUUUAAAUCUCCAAAUAAGGCAUUUUAAUAGACUGUACUGCUUCUUAAACCAGCAUUGCUGACCAGCAUUAUAUUUAUUUUUCUUUUAUUAUUCAGAUGCAGUAGCAUUGCUUAUGUUACAUAUGUUUAUAUUCACAAAUAUUUUUAAACUGAAAUAUCUGAACAUAAUAUAAUUUCGUGGAAGAAUACAUUGACCAUUUUUUUUAAUGUGCAUGAAUUCACCGAAACACAUGCAGACAACUGCUGCAAUGGAGAGUAUGAAGAAACCUGGUCUUUUUAUUCAUGUCGGUGGCAGUGUGGAAAUUCCAUCCAGAAAAUUACAACUCCACUUGAUUUAGUUGAUCACCAUCUCAAUCUUCAAAAGAUAACAUCAUGAGGUGUGGGAAGUCCUAGUUUUAAGGAAACCACUGAAAUAUAGAUGGGAAAUGUGGACUUUACAAGUAUAUGUUAUAUAUACUUGCAAUGUGACAUGGUUCUGUAGAUCAUUUUAUAAUAAUAAAUAUUUUAAUUUAUCAUAACUUAUAUAAAAGAAACCUUUGUUGUUUGUUGAAAGAAAAUGAAGGAACGGGGGAAAAAAGGUGCAAAAUGCUAAAUUUCUAAAAAUGGAUUUGGCAUGUCUUCCCAUCAGUUCAGGUCAAAAGUGCAUUGUUAUGAGAUUUAUUUUAAAAAAAAAUGAUAACACACUAUUUUCAUAUUUUUUUGUUUAUUUGCACAACUUUUAAACCAGAUUACUGGUUAAAAUCCAACAGUACACAAUUUAUAAAGUAAAAAGAUUUUAUAAGGAAAACAAAUAUAAUAACCAGUGCUGUGAAAUGCAGAAGAAAGGCUUGUUUUGGUUGUUUUUCUUUUUUAGGAAAACCCUGCCUAAAAUGUUAAUCUUGUAAAAAGUAUGUAUUUGGAAUUUUCUUCAUUUUAAUAGAAUAUUAUAAAGUCAAAAUAUAAAUUUUUUUCAAAUUUGGAGUUUAAGAUAUAGCUGUAGAGGUGGUUUUAAUUCCUUUAGAUGUCUCAUAAAAUGAGACUUUUUAUAUGUUAAUGUAUAAUAAAACUGAAACAAGAUUAUUUUCCAUUUGAAAUUUUUGUAUAGUUUAAAAAGGCUUCCGUAUUCUUUGUUGGUAUUGUGCCACUGCAGAACUUUAGUGCAGAGUUUAUAUUUAGCUAAACUGUUAUGUUAAUUAAGAAAUGCAUAAAUCUUCUAUUCUUAAUAUUUGUAAUUCUAAAUAAAUUGAUCUAUGAAAAUUA
Pan troglodytes (chimpanzee) is the source of this 3741-nucleotide messenger RNA. It is a transcript of the gene LIN9, whose product is annotated as lin-9 DREAM MuvB core complex component. NCBI's taxonomy places the organism in Eukaryota, Metazoa, Chordata, Mammalia, Primates, Hominidae. The transcript has 15 exons. Gene Ontology annotation, cellular component: transcription repressor complex; nucleoplasm. Gene Ontology annotation, biological process: regulation of cell cycle; regulation of transcription by RNA polymerase II; reproductive process. The record is from RefSeq and is a predicted model, not a curated record. Gene Ontology annotation, molecular function: DNA binding. Bases 89 to 2395 code for a protein of 768 amino acids.